Caenorhabditis elegans is the source of this 851-nucleotide messenger RNA. It is a transcript of the gene F49B2.3, whose product is annotated as C2H2-type domain-containing protein. Bases 7 to 690 code for a protein of 227 amino acids. Lineage: Eukaryota; Metazoa; Nematoda; Chromadorea; Rhabditida; Rhabditidae. The record is from RefSeq and is marked reviewed. The transcript has 5 exons.
UUUCAGAUGAUCCCAGCACCCCUCUUUCUCGACCAAGUCGUCCCAGGUUGGGAGUGGGAGAGAGCCGACGAGCUCAACCAGGCCUUGAGGAGGCUGGGCCCCGUGGAGCUCGGGACCAUCGCCCACGGCACAGUGCGGGGAAUACUACGCUUCUACCCCGGAGACGCCCGCACGCCUGUACGCCACAAUGGGCAGAUGGCCCCCGUGAGGACCGUGUACGCCCGGUCGUACACAACCGAGCUCCGCCACGAGCGGUGGAGCUUGGUAAACCUCAAGAAAGUUUCACAGCAGGCCCUUUCUCAUUGUGAGAAAUAUUUUGUACGAAAUGGCUCUCCAGAGCCACUUCGAGGACGUCUACGAGGGAUUCCGGCAACCGCCCCCCCCCCCCUCGUGAGCGAUCUGGAACUCAGCCAGUUCGACAAGCUGCCGGCUAUGACCAGGGCCAUGAGCUGUCCUGUGUGUCUGGUUCGCUACAGCGACUUUGGCCAACUGCAGCAGCACCUGUUGGAGGACAACCCUCCACGCCUUCACGCGAAUUCAAUGGUUCACACGGCCCCCCACGUGCUCCAGGACUGGGUCCGGCUAGCUGUCAGAAAGUUAGGCCACGGCAGUCUAACACACUUCGGUUUGGGAUGGUUCGAAAAAAUUGGGUUCGAGGCACCCGAGAUCUUUGAAGUCUCAAAGAUUUGAGCCAUCACAGCCACCCCCCCCCCCCCCCCCCCCCCCGGAAGUCAGCAUCGCCCCCGCAACCAGCUGCAACUUCUCAUUGCGACAUUGGGACAUUAUUAAGUUUAUUAUUUUUAUUGUUAUUAAUAUUUUUAUUAUUAAUAAAUACAAAAGUGUUACAAAAA